AUGAGCUUGAGCGUGCGGGAACCAAACGAUGGGUACCAAUAUGCUACUAUUCUGGCUACCCUAGUUGCUCCUCUGUCUCGGGGCAACAUUACCCUCACAUCUACAGACACUCAAGACCUUCCCAUCAUCAACAUCCCAGCCCUCCAAUCCCCCACCGACCAGCAAGUUGCCGUCGCUUCUUAUAAACGUGUUCGUCAAGCAUGCGCCAGUUCUUUUAUGCAGAAGAUCAUCAUCGGAGAUGAAUACUACCCCGGCGCAUCGGUCCAGACCGACGCUCAGAUUUUGGAGGCUAUCAAAGGCACUCUGCAGGCCGUGUGGCAUGCCAGCUCCACCUGUAAAAUGGGUCUAUCGGCCGAUAGUAUGGCUGUUGUUGACAGCCAUGCACGGGUCUAUGGUGUUAAGGGAGUGCGUGUCGUUGACGCAAGUGCGUUUCCGUUCCUGCCCCCAGGACACCCUCGGAGCACAAUUUACGCCCUGGCUGAGAAGAUUCCGGAUUUGAUAAAAAAUGGGCAGUAA
Messenger RNA from Pseudogymnoascus verrucosus, 516 nucleotides. RefSeq lists its product as uncharacterized. The record is from RefSeq and is a predicted model, not a curated record. Gene Ontology annotation, molecular function: oxidoreductase activity, acting on CH-OH group of donors; flavin adenine dinucleotide binding. Gene Ontology annotation, biological process: secondary metabolite biosynthetic process. Bases 1 to 516 code for a protein of 171 amino acids. Lineage: Eukaryota; Fungi; Ascomycota; Leotiomycetes; Thelebolales; Thelebolaceae. The transcript has 4 exons.